UGCGUGUGUGUGCGUGUGUGUUCGGGCACAUGUGCAUAUGGGUUGAGGGCUUGUUUUUUAACAUGGCUGAUCUCCGGCAUCCUAGGACUUGUCUUGCCACUGGGGUCAUAGGUCUCCUGGAACCAUCCACAGAACCCCGAUGGGCCCCUUGGUAGGCCCAUGUUAACCCCGUAAAUGCCAUAACUGAUGAUGACUCCGACCUUCCCUCCUGUAACCCUUACCCCAACUCCCUCAUUCUCCCUCUUUGGGUAAACCAUGACUUGUUUAUUUACUGGACUCUGUAACCUGAAGCCAGGCAGCUAUGCAGCGCGUGAUAUUAAUGGCACCGCCAUGACACCUGUCAGAGGCGAAAUCUCAAGCCAUAUGAAGAAGACUCCUUCUUGCCUUUUUUCUUUCUUUCUUUUAUUCUUUUUCCACCUCAACCCAAGCUGUGUUUGGCUGCGGCCCCUGGUCCGAGCAGCGGCUUGACAGCUGUGUAAAUGGGAACCGGACACCAGGUCCCACAGCGCACCCCGCAGGUGCUGCCCAGCUACUCAAUGGCACCUUGACGGAAGUAGCAGGUGGCAGCCUGGCUCCCAUCAGCAGCUCCCGAGAUGUCAGUGAAGUGCAAAUGACAGGAAACUACUGUGACCGGAGAGAGGCCUGUUUCCAGAUAGCCACGGCUCCAUCUUAUCUCACUAAUUAUAAUUGCAGACCUUUUCAACUUUCUGGCUCACAGCUUUACUAGGAUCGACAUGUUCAGCCAGGAUGAAGUAGGUGAGGAUUAAUUGCCACAGACUUUUAUAAGACUCAGGACAAGAGAGUGCUAUUCCUGUCAGCUGUGAAUUAGCUCUCUGUGGGCUUUCAUGCAACGAAUCCAAGUCUAGAGAUAAAGCCUGGCAGCAUAGUGUUAGUUCAUGUGACAAGGAGGCGUGGCCAAGGGGUUCCACACUGUAAUGAUAGGCCCAAAGCUUGUCACUUUCAUAAGAAAGUCAUCUCGACAUUCACUAACAUUAAGACAGCUCAUUUCUCCUAUCCCCGUAUGGGGCUCCUUAGCCAGUCCAGAAAGCCUUCUCCUGAUUGUGUGUAUUUUGGGACAGAUGGUCCCGCUGUACCCAGGCAGCUUCAAUCCUGGCGUCCUUUUACAGGGUGCCCCUGCAGGAGCAGUAAGAGGCUGUUGGCACUGCCCGUGUCAACCGGGUGUCCUUUUCGCCCAGCUUACCCUCUUGUCAGCCAGAGACAAAGGUGUCAUGAGACAGGCCUAAAUCAGAGUUGCUCCUCCCCUACUAUGGCAUUCUGUUGGAGACUUGCUGUCGCCACAGGGAAAACAGACCCUGGUGUGCGGUGGGGGUCACAUCUAAGUUCGGGAAUAGCUCCCUAAAACCCGAUCUGCCCUAGCACUCAGCAACUAUGCAAAUAAGACCCUCUUGGCCCAAGAGCUCCGCCCACUGCCCUAAUUAAAACACAUCCUGACAAUCAGGGGAGCAAAGAACUGUGAGGAGCGGGAAUUUACUUACUUGAGUUUCUAGGCGAGAGGGGAAGGGUGGUGGGGGUUGUGUGGUAGUCAUUCCACAAGGCAUUUCACUCAAAAUUACUUCCCAGUUCACGCAGCCUCCAAGGUUAACAGGAAGUGUUUUCUCUUGAGGUUUCCCCCACAAGCAACAGCUUCCCUUUUGCCUGAAGGAUUGCAUUUGUAACUGGAGCCAUAGGGAAAAACCUGCAUUUUUCAAAGACCCUCCACUCCCAGCCACACCCUUGUGUGCUCUGUGCUGGCUGUUCACAGGCACUGAAGGAAUCAAGAUGUAUGGUGUCUGGCAAGCAGUGGGCAGGAAGGGUUGACCUAGCAGCAGAACAUAGUGGGCUCUUCCAGUGUGUUUUGUUUCCCAACUAGACUAAACAGCAGCAGCAGGUGAAAAUGUAAGAGGGAACAAAAUCAAAACAAAAAACAAAAGGUCAUUGGGUCUGGCAUCCUGGCUUCCUUAAUUGCUACUGACAGAAGAUAUGUAGCUUGACAUCCCGCUGUUUCCUAGCCUGACCCCACAUGUACUAAAGACAGGGCUUGCUGGCUUGAAUGGAAAAUACUCAGCAUUGAUUCUGCCUGGGGCCUGUGACUGCUGGUAAUUUAGAAAAGCAGUUGCAGAUAAAUAAAAUCCAAAUGUACAUAAAAUACGUCUUCACCUUGGAGGGUCCAUGGCUUUGCAUAAAGCUCAGCUGUGGGCCUCUCCCCCAAAGACCACUCCCACUCCAAACAUCCUGGUCUCGAGGCCCCCAUUGGCUAACAGAGCCCACUGUGGCUUCUGCUGAGACACCAUGUCCUUUCUGCACCUGUCAGAGUGGCCCAUUAAUUUCCAUGGUGACAGGGAGCUCCGGCUUGGCCCGUAGAAGCACCGUGGCCGAUAUAAAUCAGGCAAAUUCCUGCCGGGUUCUGGCACACUGGCCCGAGACCAGAACCCAGGGUCCCCUGGGAAUUUAGGGGAGGGAAGUCGAUGUGAAUGGCAUGUGAAACAAUAGCAGGAAAAUAUUCCCCAAAAAGGUUGAUGGAAAAUUCACAGCCGUGGACACGUCCUGUGAUUUUGCAGUUGUAUUUCAUUUGCAGCAGCAGUUUACAGAGGAUUUUCUUAAUAUGAUCUUAGUGACGUUCAAGCCACUACCAUGUGACAAGUGUGGCUGAUGUAGCUGCAGUGGUGACAUAAUUAACACAACCUUUCCUCAAUGCCCAGCAGCAUUCAUGUUGAUGGCUUCAUUACUGCUCCAGAAAGAGUCAGUCUUCUAGGCUGUCCUCCUGGUGGAUGAGGUUCUUUUUUGGGUCUCUGGCUCUAAAUGUCUUGAAAUAAAUUUGAUUUGUGACAAGCAUUAGUUAACAUAAAACUCUAUUCAGAAUAAAAAAGAACACCUCUCUAGCCAGAAGUUUUUUUUCCCAAAAUGCUCAGGAGAAUAGAAUACCUAGUUUUAUGUUGGGAAAGCUAUCUCUUAAAUAUGGUUAAAUAUGGUCCUCAUUAGAUGAGUGCAGUAGUAAUCCCUCUUUUAUUCUUUUCUCUGCCUUUGUUCAUAACGUGGUGGGCUUCCAAAAUAAUGCGUCAUUCCUGAUUGGAGUGGAAUGAGGGGAACCUCCGUGAGCCCGUCUAAUUACUGCACCUGCAUCCUGAAGAGCCUAAAACAACCUCAAAAGGAUGGAGAGGGAGAGAGAUACAGAAGGAGAAAUGUGUGGGUCCAGAACAAGCCUGAAAAGAAACCGGGAACCCCGCCUCCAGCCCCUGUCCCAGCACCGUCCACCCCUACCCCCCGUCCACCCACACCGCCGCCUGCCAGCAAAAUAGUGGUCGCACCCCCUCCCAGCUCCAUACACAUUCCACGCUUCUAUUUUCCCAAAGGACUUCCGAACGGCAGCGCCAACUUUGACGAAGCCAUCAGCAAAGUGGAAACGGCUUUCACGGAGUUCGAGGAAGAGAAGGCCGAUAUUUACGAAAUGGGAAAGAUUGCGAAGGCAUGUGGCUGCCCACUCUACUGGAAGGCCCCAUUGUUCAACAGCGCUGGGGGGGAGAGAACGGGAUUCGUCUCCGUUCACUCGUUUAUUGCGAUGUGGAGGAAGUUGUUACACAGCUGCUACGAUGACGCUUCCAAGUUUGUUUACUUGCUAGCAAAGCCAGGCUGCGACUACCUGGAGCAGGAGGACUUCAUCCCACUGUUACAGGACAUCGUGGACACUCAUCCAGGGCUGACGUUUUUGAAGGACGCCCCUGAAUUCCAUUCCCGGUACAUUACCACGGUGAUUCAGAGGAUAUUCUACACAGUCAACCGCUCCUGGACAGGGCGGAUCACCAUGACUGAGCUGCGGAAGAGCAACUUCCUGCAGACCUUAGCCCUGCUGGAGGAAGAGGACGAUAUUAAUCAGAUCACAGACUACUUCUCCUAUGAACACUUCUAUGUCAUUUACUGUAAGUUCUGGGAGCUGGACACUGAUCAUGACCUCUUCAUUGAUCAUAAGGACCUGGCGAGAUAUAAUGACCACGCCUCAUCCAACAGGAUAAUAGAGCGUCUGUUUUCUGGAGCAGUCACCAGAGGAAACUCAGUGCAGAAGGAGGGAAGGAUGAGCUACGCAGACUUUGUUUGGUUCCUCAUCUCAGAAGAGGAUAAGAAGAACCUCACAAGUGUGGAGUACUGGUUUCGAUGCAUGGACCUGGAUGGGGACGGGGUCCUGUCCAUGUUUGAGCUGGAGUACUUCUACGAGGAGCAGUGUGAGCGCAUGGAGGGCAUGGGAAUCGAACCGCUGCCCUUCCACGAUCUGCUGUGCCAGAUGCUGGACCUGGUCAAGCCUGAGUGCCAAGGGAAAAUAACCCUUCAUGACCUGAAACGGUGCAGGAUGGCUCACAUAUUCUAUGACACGUUCUUUAACCUGGAGAAGUACCUGGACCAUGAGCAGAGAGAUCCCUUUGCAGUGCAAAAGGAUUUGGACAGCGAGUGUCCGGAGCCCUCCGACUGGGACAAGUACGCAGCGGAGGAGUAUGAGAUUCUGGUGGCAGAAGAGACAGCCAAUGAGCAGCUGCAGGAGGGGUCCUUUGAGGAUGACUAUGAAUCUGAUGAGCUCACUGUCCCAUCAGAAAUUGGAAAUAAGAUGGACAAACUGGUCAUAUCAGACUUGUCGGCGUGAUACGCCCGCAUCCUACCCAUAAGCCACUGCCUAUGGUCCUUGUGAUUACAAAAAGGGAAAAAAAACAUCACCUUUUAAGCUAUGACUCCAUUACUCUUUCGAAGGGAAUUACGCUUUUUUCUACACUUUGAAAAGACUGUGUGUGCAAUAGAACGGCUUCUAAACCAAAAGGCUUUUUUUGUGUUGUGUAAUAUGUCUUAACAUGUAGAUUUAGAGCAUCUGUUAGUAUCAGUUUUUUUUCUUUAUCUGUUUUUUUCUCUUUCCAUUCAUCAUAAACUGCCGGCAGAUUUCUUUUUUUUUUUCUUCUUCAUUUUUUGUAAUCGGGGGUUAAAUUAUUACCUGUUUAACAGCUGUGGAUCUUCUGGAUUGAAAGCUGCAUUAUGCCUGAGAAAUAUCUGCAUCUCCCAGCUGUGAUUGUGAAGUUUUUUUUUAUGUUCCCAGAUUCUGUACAAUAUUUAUGUUUUGUUGUUUUUGAAGUUUUUUUUUUUUUUUAACAAUGGUGUUUCAAGACAUUUCAACUCUGUCCUAGUACAUUAGUUUUUGAUGGUAAUCAGUUUCAACCUCAUCCAGGUCAUUAUGGUAUGAUCUCUACUGUAAAGUGGGUUUUGUUUUGUUUGUUAUUAUAUACGCAUGGGACACGGGGUGUGAAAUGUGAACACAUGAAUGCUCUCGCUGCAUCAAAAUGGUUUCAAUUCAAUGUCACAAAUAACUUGUUCUUUUCUGCCACCCUGUGGUCAUAUGUGGUAUCGUGGUGAAGCUGGCCAAGGCACAGUAUGUGUAUCUCAGAAGAGGAAUAAUUUUUCACAAGUCUGAAAAGUGUAGUCAGUUUAAUGAAUUGCCUGUAUUAUGUACACAAAACUCAUAUGUUACAGUUUAGCAAAGCAGAUAUUUUUAUAGAAAUUGCGAAACUUUCAUUACACACAGUUCCAGACACCAUUUCAGUCUUUGUUUCAGUGAUUUUUUAAAAUCAGUUAUCUUAAUAUAUUUGAUUAUAUCUGGCAAAAAACAGCCUAUAUAGGCUAUUAUAGCUGUAUAUCGGUUGUCAAAAGAUUAGCCAAUAUGGAAAACAAAUCCUGAUUUAAAAUCAGUGUUAACUUUUUGUGGUUAACUUAUGUGGCUUGAAGAGUGAAAUAUUUGAAGAUCACUUUUAAAAAAAAUUUUUUUAGAAAAUGGAUCUGUAAAACAUAGCUACACGUGUAGCGGAAAUGAAGAUGUUAUAAUUAUCAUCAGACGUUGCCAACAAAAACGUGUGGUUAAGAGGAAGACGGCAACAAUUUUCAAAUAUUUUUUUCUAUGCAUAGUCAUAGUCAAGGUCCGAAUGAAGCCAAGUAAUUUUUAUAGUUUGUUGUACAGGUACAUCCUGAAAGCUCACAUGUAAAUAAGACGUAAAUAGAUCAUCAUUGUUUUAAGGUACUAUUUAUUUCCCUGUAUGUUGCAAAACCCUCCGCUCUGACUUGCUGAUAAUUAAGCCUGGUAGAUACUGUCAAACCAGAGUAUUGCACUGUGUUUAGUUUACAGAAUGUAGUGCGCAUUGCUGGUGGACACCUCAGUUUGAUAAUAUUAUUCACGGUACCUGUACUCCGUCUUCUGUCAAUAAUGUGGCCCCUGCCUCAGGAGUAGCCUGUCACAGCGAAUCACACGUCAGAUUAUAUACAUACAAAUCAUAAAUAAAUGUGUCUGUAUUUUAUCACUGCCUUAAUUCCGCGAUGCGCGCUCACACUGUGACAUAGAGAGGAUAGAUCUCUGAGCACGCUCUGUAGUUCUUGGGUGCGCACUCCCUUUAGAUUCAACACUCCACGGUCUUUUUGUGUGUGUGUGUGUGUGGUGUGUUUUCUCGGUAACCAGCGACCAACUGGUGGCCUCUGCUUUCUCACACCACUUCAUCUCCCGUGAACAACUUUUAAUCUAACAUCAGGUGUCAGUGAAACUGUUUCCCGUCCAGUCCAACCCCACUUAUUACUGUUCACACGUUUUUGUAAUUAGUGUAAGAUAUAGGCUAUUGCAAGGACGUUGUAACAUGCCUAUAUGCACGUUGCUUUAGCUAGUACAAACGUUUUUAAUUUUCCUAUCAAGAUUUUUUCUAAAAAGCCACUGUAAAUCUCUAUGUAUUUUAUUUCCCAAGUGAACUUCUCUGCCACUGAGUGGCAGAGGAUUUUUAAAUUAUAAUUAUUCUAUUACUGCCAGUGUUAUAUGUACAUCAAGCUUAAAGGGUGGAAUUUUACUGGGUUCUAUCUGAAUUCACUGUACGAAGACAAUCAACUGGACGUUUUACGAGGAUGUUUGAUGUUGAAGUAGCACUUGUUGUUUAGCUGAGGUAACUUUCGAAGCAAUAAAACUGCUGUAAUGAUGAUAACGUAUCGAGGAGAUAUUUUACAACAAAAAAAAAAAGCCUCAAUCAAAACUUGAUAUUUACGUUUUAAAAUAUGUGAUUUGUACCACUAAUAUUCUAGUUCUAUGCAACUCCAGGUCUACAGAAAAGGCAGCUGUGAAUAAGAUGAACUGACUGCUGAAACCGGGAACCUUUCGUUUCACUCAUGUCCCUUUGAAUUCUCCCAAGUGUAGCCUAUUUCUAAUUCAUGUAGGCCUAUGUCUUUUUCUUUUCUUCUUUUUUUCUUUUAUUGCAGAUGAUAAGGAGUUGAGGGUUUUCCCACCAGGACAUAUCCUAACUAUACUGUGCUUGUGUUUCGCAUGGCUUUUUUUCUUUGAAAUUCGAAAAUAAAGACAUUUUAAAGCUAUA
This is a messenger RNA of Anguilla rostrata (American eel), 7364 nucleotides long. RefSeq names its product protein phosphatase 2, regulatory subunit B'', alpha (gene ppp2r3a). NCBI's taxonomy places the organism in Eukaryota, Metazoa, Chordata, Actinopteri, Anguilliformes, Anguillidae. The record is from RefSeq and is a predicted model, not a curated record. Gene Ontology annotation, molecular function: calcium ion binding; protein phosphatase regulator activity. The transcript is spliced from 13 exons. Gene Ontology annotation, cellular component: protein phosphatase type 2A complex. Bases 3077 to 4627 code for a protein of 516 amino acids. Gene Ontology annotation, biological process: protein dephosphorylation.